Messenger RNA from Pipistrellus kuhlii (Kuhl's pipistrelle), 1183 nucleotides. It is a transcript of the gene PLAC9, whose product is annotated as placenta associated 9. The transcript has 4 exons. Lineage: Eukaryota; Metazoa; Chordata; Mammalia; Chiroptera; Vespertilionidae. The record is from RefSeq and is a predicted model, not a curated record. Bases 162 to 455 code for a protein of 97 amino acids.
GGCCCGCGGGCGCGGAGGGGCCUCUGGAGGGGGCGGGUUCGCUGGAGCCAGAAAGCCCGGAGCCGCCCAGGAAUCUUGGCCGGGGCCGCGCGCAUUUCCUCCCGGCGAGAUCCCGGGGAGACGGCGGCGAUCCUCCCGGGGAGGCGCGGGCAGUCGGCACCAUGCGGCCCCUGCUGUGCGCUCUGGCCGCGCUCGCCCUGCUCCGAGCCGCGGGCGCCGACGCCGCCGACCCCUCCAUCCCCUCCAGAGGAGACGCAGCUCGGAGCACGGGGUGUGACACACACGUGGCUGUCCUCAGCCGCUUGGAUGUCCUAGAGGAGACGGUGGAGAAGACGGUGGAACACCUGGAGGCCGAAGUGAAAAGCCUGCUGAGCCAACUGGAGGGGCUGGCCUGGACCCUGCCCCCGGGGCCCUUCAGCCCGGUGCCCGACCUCCUGGGAGAUGAUCAUCAGUGAAGCAGGAGGUGGAGAAGCCCAGCAGCUGGAAGUAAUACCCCUGCCCGACAGCUCUCCUCUGAGCCUUGCCUCUGGCCUUCCGUCCUCAGCUUUGUGCGAAUAAAAGCUACUCCUCUGACCCCGCUGACAGAGUGGAUCCUACAGCGGCAGCCCUUCUCCACCUACCCCCAUGCCCGGAGGCCCACAUCCCCCUGGAGGAGUGGGCCUGGGCAUCCCCAGCCCGGCUGGGCUUCGGCCCUCCUUCUGUACAAGGCAGGAUUGUUCACUGAGGUGAGGCACCUGACGCUGAGAAUCCUAAGAUGACUCUGCGGAAGGGCCCUUGUGGGAGCCUGGCUACUCACAGAAUGGGCACCUCUGGUAGUUUGUCAAAAAUGCAGAAUUUGGGGCCCCAAUCCAACCUCCUGAAUCAGAAUUUACAUUUUAAUGAGACCCGCCAGGGGAUUCCUGUGCCCUUUAAGGUUUUAAAAGAGACUUCUAUGGAGGUAAAGUUCACCUAACACAACCUUCAGAGUUGUAACCACGUUAAGCUGUACAAGUUCAGGGCCUUCGAAAGGCUGUGCCGUCGCCACCUCUCUGAUUCCAGGGCAUGUCCAGUAGCCCGGAAGGAAGCCCUGUCCCCAUGAAGCAUCGCUUCCUGUUCCCCUCCCACCGUCCCUUGGACACCACUGACAUUUCUGUCUCUAUGGACUUGCCUGUUCUGGACAUUUUAAAUAAAUAGUCUCAUACAA